CAAUUCCGUGCGUAACCAAACGCAAUUCACCGGCUUAUAGACGAGAAGUUCGUAGUGUGUGGUAACCAUGACAUACUCGCGAAGAAUUGUACUAUGCGUUUGGUUGGCCUGGUUGUUGGUGGUCACGGAAGCCGCGACGAUCCCGUCUUCGCACGACUCGAGAACAAGCAAGCUCUCCACGGCGAAGAAAGGCGACGAUAGCUUUGUCUCGAUUCCACUCAUUCCGCACCAUGUGCAAAGGCGUCGUCGUAUGUUGGAGACUGGUGUCGAAGAUGAGGCCCUCCCCCGUCCCACUCGCUCGCGUCGGGACUUGGCAUCUACGAACACGGACCGGGAAAUUCAGCAAGUCGGCGCCUUGUACCAGGGAUACGGAACGCACUACACGGACUUGUGGUGCGGCACACCGCCGCAACGACAGACCGUUAUUGUCGAUACAGGCUCCGGUGUUACGGCCUUUCCCUGUAGUGGAUGCGGUGAUUGUGGUGUACCGAAAUAUCACGCGAAUCCCUUGUUUGUGGAAGGGGAUUCGAGUUCCUUUCACGAGCUCAGUUGUACUGAGUGUUUGAAAGGAACCUGUCGCUCGGGGGCGAAGCAAUGUCACGUGGGAAUGUCGUAUCAGGAAGGAAGUAGCUGGAGCGCGUAUGAAGCACAGGAUCGCUGUUAUGUUGGUGGCUUUCACAAUACCGCGGCAGUGGAUAGCGGGUCCAAUAGUCCGUUGGACCUCAACCGUGCCGAGGCCUUUGCCUUUGAUCUCAAAUUUGGCUGUCAGACCCGUCUGACAGGCCUGUUUAAGACACAGCUUGCCGACGGAAUCAUGGGCAUGGAUAUUGCGAAGGCUGCCUACUGGCAGCAGAUGUACGAUGCGGGAAAGACUGCCAGCAAGAACUUUGCGCUAUGCUAUGGUCGUCAAGACAUUGUUGAACGGGAAGGAACUGAAGCCGGGGCCAUGACCUUGGGUGGUUUAGACACCCGUCUACACAAGUCCGACAUGGUCUACGCCUCCACCGGUGGCACAAGCCAAAGUUCAGGGUUCUACAGCGUUCACGUCCGCAAAAUUCAUCUUCGUGCCGGAAACGGUGGAGACUCGGCCGUCAGCAAUUCUGAAGGACUCGAGGUUCGUGCUCUCGAUCUCAGUGAAAGCGACCUCAACAAUGGACGAGUCAUUGUAGAUUCGGGCACCACGGAUUCCUACUUUUCGCGUAGAGUGGCGUCCGAGUUCAACCGGGUCUACGAGGAGAUAACGGGGCAAUCUUUCACGCAUGCGGCUCUUAGUCUCACGGAGGAACAAAUCAAUGCCAUGCCUACAAUCCUUUUCCAGUUGGAAGGAGACGAAGAAGCAAACAAGGCGCUCGUAGAAGAACAUCCCGACCGCCAAAUUGUUGGUCUGGCAAACAUUGUGGAUCCUGAGCAUCCUUUCGAUAUUUUGGUCGCCAUGCCACCUAUGCACUACAUGGAAUACGACUCUUCCAAAAAAUUGUGGCAAGCUCGCUUUUACGUUGAUGACAGUAGUGGUGGUGUUUUAGGUGCCAACACAAUGAUGGGACAUAAUGUCUUCUUCGACAUCGAUAAUGGUCGCGUUGGCUGGGCCGAAGCAUCGUGUGAUUUUACAGCCCUUGAAGCCGAAUACGGAACUGACGACUUCGCCAGCGAUUUUACCGAUCAUACUAGGCAGGAACGACCGGAACCGGAUGAUCACGUUUCAGCGCAAGAGGCUAAGUUCGAACCCGACGACACCCUCCCGAACAGCAACUCGGGCUUUGAUAUGGGUCUGCCGAAUCAGUUUUGCUCUACUAUGCAGUGCCAGUUGGGUAUCGUGAUUGGGGUGCUGGCCGCCGUUGUCUUCGUUGUCGUGCGUGUGGUGCGACGCAACACAGGAAUUGCCUAUGAAGCGGCUGAAUUAGAGCUUCAAAUGACUGCCUUACCAGAGGAUGACGACGACAUGGCCGGCUACCGAGAUCACGUGGCACCGGCAAACACGGGAUACGAGAAAACCGAUGAGGAAAUGCCCC
This is a messenger RNA of Phaeodactylum tricornutum CCAP 1055/1, 2009 nucleotides long. RefSeq lists its product with no specific name. The annotation marks the transcript as partial. Gene Ontology annotation, biological process: proteolysis. Gene Ontology annotation, molecular function: aspartic-type endopeptidase activity. The record is from RefSeq and is a predicted model, not a curated record. NCBI's taxonomy places the organism in Eukaryota, Bacillariophyta, Bacillariophyceae, Surirellales, Neidiaceae. The transcript is spliced from 2 exons.